AUGACCUUUCGACUGGUGAAAGCUGAGGAGUGGGACUUCAUUUUUAACUUCAAGGAAUCAGUGCUUUCUGAUGAAAAGUCCUGGUCUGAAAAUCCAGAAGAAUGGAAGUUUCAAAAGACAAGACAAACCUGGCUUCUCUUGCACAUGUAUGAUAAAGAGAAGGUUCCAGACAAGUAUUUCACCAUUCUACUGGAUUAUCUGCAAGGCCUUCAAGGCGGUGCGCGAGACAUAACUGUGCAGAAAGCUGAAGCUUUUAUGAAGGAAUUUGAUGGUUCUGAUGCACAAGACCCAAACCUGCUGGAGAAGUGCGAGCGCAUACGACAAGUUCUGCAACUGCUGUCUUGA
Fulmarus glacialis (Northern fulmar) is the source of this 345-nucleotide messenger RNA. It is a transcript of the gene CHLSN, whose product is annotated as chromosome unknown open reading frame, human C7orf50. Lineage: Eukaryota; Metazoa; Chordata; Aves; Procellariiformes; Procellariidae. The transcript has 3 exons. The coding region runs from base 1 to 345 and encodes 114 amino acids. The record is from RefSeq and is a predicted model, not a curated record.